UCCCCAUCAUCUGACUCGUGAACACUUCCGGUGUUGCGAGUAGCCGCUUGUCGUCGGUGUGGAGGCCCUAGCCCUCGGUCCCUGGCUCUCGGCUGCGGCCCGUUCUCCCUCCUGUUCGCCCUCCCUCGCCUGACGCAGGAUGUUGGCGUUUUUCAACCGGUUGCUAGACUGGAUCAAGUCGUUGUUCUGGAAGGAGGAGAUGGAGCUGACACUAGUAGGGUUGCAGUACUCUGGCAAGACCACCUUCGUCAACGUUAUCGCGUGUGGUCAGUUCAGUGAAGAUAUGAUUCCGACGGUUGGCUUCAAUAUGAGAAAGGUCACUAAAGGCAAUGUUACAAUAAAGAUCUGGGAUAUUGGUGGACAGCCAAGGUUUCGAAGUAUGUGGGAGCGUUAUUGCAGAGGAGUAAAUGCAGUUGUUUACAUGGUAGAUGCUGCAGACCGUGAUAAAAUAGAGGCUUCUAGAAAUGAACUUCACAAUCUGUUAGACAAACCACAGCUCCAAGGAAUCCCUGUCCUAGUUCUUGGAAAUAAGAGAGAUUUGCCAAAUGCUUUGGAUGAAAAACAGCUCAUUGAAAAAAUGAAUUUGGCUGCUAUUCAGGACAGAGAAAUCUGCUGCUAUUCAAUUUCAUGCAAAGAAAAGGAUAAUAUAGAUAUCACUCUGCAAUGGCUAAUUCAGCAUUCAAAAUCUAGAAGGAGCUGAAAUUUAAUGCGAAAACCAAUGUGUAAACAGCCACUGUCCUUCACUCAUUAUUCAUUCUUCCUGGGAUAAAAAGCAGAAAUACACUAUUCUGAAUAUAUUGAAAUACUUAAAGUCCCUUGUGACGCAUACCGUUGAAAAGUAUGUUCUCAUUAUGAGACAAACUUGCUUUACAAAUGCUGUUAUAUAAAAAUCAUGAUUGAGACAAAUGUUGAAGUCAGUGAUAUAAAAGCACAAGGAAGAGCCAAUGAAAAUAAUCAUGCUUAUUACUCAGCCUCGUGUUUGGAGUCAGCAGUAUCACAAGUAAUUUUUUUUAUAUAGCUUUUAUUGAUCUCACACUAUCAAUGUCCUUACAAAUGGCGUUAUGGAGCAUGUCGUGUUGCAUCCCUCUGUGUUGGUGCUGUAGAUAUUUCAGUGUCACUAGAAUUUUUUUAAAAAUGUUUACUGUCUCUGUAUUUAAGACAUUAACUUUUUUCAACAAGUAGCAUAUGUAUGUUGUAGUUUGGGGCCAUCACUUAAGUUUACUUAAGCUUUAAUUGAAAUUUAUACUUUGGGUGUGCUGGUUGAAUACACUGCUUCAACAUUAAGAGUCUUGGCACUAUUGGGCAACGUGAACUUCCUGUAAACGUGCAUGCAAAACUUCCAAUUAUAUGAUUGUAAAUAUUAUGUGGAAUUAGUUUACUUUUCUAUUUAGUUGACUUGUGAAUAAUUGUGCUCUCCUCUCACUUCUGUUGAAAUAAAUGGAGUUAAUGAGGGCA
Molecule: messenger RNA, 1455 nt
Organism: Hypanus sabinus (Atlantic stingray)
Lineage: Eukaryota; Metazoa; Chordata; Chondrichthyes; Myliobatiformes; Dasyatidae
Product: ADP-ribosylation factor-like protein 8B-A
Exons: 7
Coding region: 140-700 (186 amino acids)
Biological process (GO): protein transport; anterograde axonal transport
Cellular component (GO): lysosomal membrane
Molecular function (GO): GTP binding; GTPase activity
Source: RefSeq, a predicted model, not a curated record